Dendroctonus ponderosae (mountain pine beetle) is the source of this 724-nucleotide messenger RNA. Its product is annotated as myosin light chain alkali. NCBI's taxonomy places the organism in Eukaryota, Metazoa, Arthropoda, Insecta, Coleoptera, Curculionidae. Gene Ontology annotation, cellular component: muscle myosin complex. Gene Ontology annotation, molecular function: calcium ion binding. The coding region runs from base 79 to 564 and encodes 161 amino acids. The transcript is spliced from 6 exons. The record is from RefSeq and is a predicted model, not a curated record.
AAAACCUGCAAGUGCCGCUCUCCAAGUCUCUCUUUAAAGUUCAGCGGUGUGCGAAAGUGCGAGCCAAGUUGUUCAGGCAUGACUGACGCACUUAAACCAAAGGAGUUAGAAUGCCUGGAGUUUGCCCUGGAAGUUUAUGGCGGAAAUGAGAAAAUUAUCGAUUCUACUGACUUGGGGCCUGUGUGCAGAGCGAUGAACUGCAACCCCAGUUUGGAGCGAUUGGAACAACUUGGAGCCGCCAAAAAAAAGGGAGAAAAACAGCUUAAGCUAGCUGACAUCGUUCCCAUAGUCGUCACGCUGAAGAACGAGAGAAAGGACGAAGGAUGCUACGAAGACUUUGUCGAGUGCUUGAAACUCUAUGAUAAGAACGAGGAUGGGAACAUGAUGGCUGCCGAAUUGUCGCACAUGAUGCUCAGCUUAGCUGAGAAGCUGACUGACGCUGAAGUGGAUGAGCUGUUUGAAGACUGUCUAGGCGAAGAAGAUGACGAAGGCCAAAUCAAAUACGAUCCAUUUUUGAGACGAAUGUGCGAGUUGGACCCUCCGUUGAAGAAGAAGAAGAAAUAAGCACCAGACUGUAUAGGAGUUAGCGAGAAAUGCACCUAAUUUUCCUAAUCAACCUCGUAUUUAGAUUAGAACACCGGUUCCUAAAGUCUAAGUGUGCUUUCAAAUGGAUCAGUUAACAAUAAGCCACUGGUUAAUGUUAAUAUAACUCUUCUACAAAGUU